Callithrix jacchus (white-tufted-ear marmoset) is the source of this 1870-nucleotide messenger RNA. The record is from RefSeq and is a predicted model, not a curated record. Lineage: Eukaryota; Metazoa; Chordata; Mammalia; Primates; Cebidae.
GUUGGUCCAGGGAUAGUUCCUCCUGCCUUGCAUCCUGGGUGAGUUCUGGCCACCUGAGACCCUGAACUAGAAUAAUGGGUCUGGCAGCUGCCACUACCAUCCUGAUAACAUUGCUCUCUGGAGGAGACAUUGAGGACCAUAUCCCUAGAAACACAGGGUCUUGUUAUGUUGCCCAGACUGGUCUCAAACUCCUGGGCUCAAGCGAUCCUCCCACUUCUGCUUCCCAAAGUGCUGAGACUGCUGUUACAAGCUACUGCACCCAGCCCCAGCUCAACUCUGUAGUAGAAAACUGCAACCUCUGCCUCCUGGGUUCAAGUGAUUCUCCUGCCUCAGCCUCCAGAGUAGCUGGGAUUAUGGCAUGCACCACCACACCCAGCUAAUUUUUGUAUUUUUAGUAGAGACAGGGUUUCACCAUGUUGGCCACACUGGUCUUAAACUCCUGGCCUCAAGUGAUCUGCCUGCUUUGGCCUCCUCUGUAAGUGCUGGGAUUACAGGUGUGAGCCACCAUGCCCAGCGAUUCUUUCCCCUUCUUUGUAUCUGGUUCUCUUAUGCAACUAAUAUAGCCUAAAUACAUCCUUAAUCAGGAUAGAGGAAAACCUGAUAUAGACGAAGUUCUUCCUUUUGGCCUGGUGGAUUGUGGGAAAAGUAACAGAAGGCAAGUGGUAGCAAAAGCAACUGGUCAGACACUUGUGUUCUGGCUUGCUCCCUCCAGGCAACAGACUGGAAGAGGGAAGAAGAGUAUGUGGUACAUAAACUGGGAGAGAGCCAGAUGCAAAAGCAGAGGGUUCUUAUGCCCCAGUCCUAGCUCAGCACUCUGAAAAAAGACUGUAGUGUAGAAUGGCUUACACCAACCUGCUGCUACCACAGAACAAGGAAGGUGGCAAGGAGGUCUGGUUCAGCAGAGAGAGGGCCUGUAUUCCCAUUCACAAACUUGCCUUUCCUCUUAAAAGGCAGAGAAGGGCUCCAGAAGUUCCCAGACUCCCCUGUAGAACCAGACAAGGUAGGUAACAGAAAUGGCAGCUUUAGGACCUGUCAUAAUGGAGCCUCUGUGGUUAGGGGUGAGAUAGAUAACAGUAACGCCAAGGCCAGGGGCUAUAACAAGCCUAAGCUGGGGGGGCUAGAGAGAGGACCUGGCUCAACUUGGUGGCAUCUGCAGUCCUUGCAGAUGUGAGGUAGGGUGGAUCUAACUGAGCCUAGGAGCAACACUGCACUUGGAAAAGACCACUGCAAGGCUCUGGGAACCUGACUGGAUCAGGCACUUCAGAGCAGAAGCAGGAGACAGGCCCUGCAUUCAAAUGAAGGCUCAUCUCCCCCACCACAGUGGGAUCCACAUGCCCAAGCACCAUCUGUAGAGAAGUAGAAAAUGAACAAAGGGGUUAUUGGUAAGAUAGCUAAUCUACCCUGUGCAGAAAAGAAUUAACUUUGCACAAAGAGAAGUUAGGCCUUUGUUCCUGAGAGUAAUCCUCAAGCCUUUGGAAUGUUCUGCCUGAGUUACCUGAGUCUAUACUAACAAGGUGAUUAUGGUGGGGCCCUGGGCUUUGCAGUAUCAACCCAACCUCUGGAGGGCUGGAAGCUAAGGUAGUCAAAGGGUGGUCAAUAGUAUCUACUGGCAGUCAACCAUAUCUGUGUAACCAAGCCCCAGUUAAAAACUUGGGACACCAAGGCUCUGGUGAGUUUCCCUGGCUGGCAGCACUCUGCAUAUUGCCUGACAUAGUUGCUGGGAGGAGUUAGCACUGUCCAGAGUUCCACUGUGAUAUGACAACUAGAAGCUUUGCACAUGGAACUCUCCUGGACCCUGCCACAUCGUGCCUUUUCCCUUUGCUGAUUUUCAUUUCUUUCCUCUCACUGUAAUAAACCAUAACUGCAAGUA